AUGCAGAGGAAGAAGAAGAAGAAAACAGGAGGCUUCAAGGCCCAGGCAGAGCGGCGGUUUGAGACAGUUGUGGAGAAAUUGAAGUCUCGAGAUGCAGACGGUCUCUGGGUGUCACUCGAUAAUUGCGACCUCCAUGAUUCCAGCAUGGCAACGCUCACAGAUGCGCUUGCCAGCAACACAACUGUCACAUCGCUCGACCUCUCCCACAACAGCAUCACCAGCGAAGGCGCCAAGGCGCUGUUUGGAGCCUUGGGAGCCGGCGCAGCCUCAGACCUCAUUGAGCUGGACAUCAGAGGCAACCCCUUCACCAGUGAUGACCACAAAAGCUUGGCUCAUUUGUGGAGUGCUAGGAAGCAGCUCACAGUGCUGGUGGGGGCGCUGAAGAGCGCGGUGCCUGCCGUGUCGGUGUCCCCGUUUGCGCUGCAAGCCAACAGCAUCGCAGACGACGAGGAGGAAGAAGAAGAGCAUAUCUGCAGCAAUGGCAAGGGAUACAACUCCCCCCUCAUUAUGCAAUUCUUCCAGAUGGGCAACGAUGACGAAGCAAAGCCGAAUGGGGUUGCUGUGGAGCCAGAAGAACCUGAGGAAGAGCCUGAAUUGGUGGCAGAGCGCUUGUGGGGCCAGGUAGAACAGGAGCUAGAGAAGGAUUCCGGCACAAGCUAUGUGCUGUCGGACGCUCUUCGAGAGAUCUGUUCUGCCAUCCAGGUUGAGAUGGCGGGUCUCCAACUGCCGAUGCUGGACAGCACCUGUGCAGACGACUUCAAGCCGCACACCACGCAUGCGUUCAGGCGGCUGCACCUGCUGCCUGCUGUGCUAGACCGAGUGCCUCGCCCUGUCGUCUGGCCCUCCUCCAACGGCAUCCCACAGGCUGCAGUAGGCAGCCACAGGCUUGCUGUUGCAGAGAUGGGAGCGCUGCUGGUCGGUGCUGGGGCUGUUGUACUGGACGAAGCGGUUGCAGGCACCGGGAUAACGCCGCGCCUCGUCCACCUCUGCUUUGCCCACCCUGCCAAUAACGCCCUGCACGCCGUCACCCUCAAGCUGCUCAGGGCUGCGCUGUCGAGCAAGAUCUCGGAUCUGUGGCGGCCGCUACUGGAGCUAGAAAUGGGCGCGGGAGUGAGCGACUGCGCUGCCGGCCAGAGCGCGGUGCCACCGCUGCAGCGCCAGCUGGCGGCGGUGGGCAUCGCCGCUGCAGACAUGCCCCAAGGCCGGCGUCUGCCGCUGUCGGGUUUUGUUGUGGCGGUCGCAGCGUUGCUGCAGGCACACUCGCGCGACGGGCUGGCCUCUGGCAUUCUGCAGGAGCGGCUGGAGGGGGACGAGGAGUGGAGGGACUUCACGGAGGAGGGCGGCGCGCUGCAGCGGCUGCUGCAGGAGCAGGAGGGGGGGGACCUGGGGGGCCCCCGACCGCGCGCGGAGCCGACGCUGGACGCGCCGCCGGCCUGCUACGGUGAGGACGGCGAGGAGGCGGCCGCGCUGCCCAACGGCUCCUACAUGUUCAAUUGCCGCGAGCUCAUGGGCAUGUUCCGCCACAUGCCACAGCUCUCCGUCACGCCGCGCGGCUGA
Molecule: messenger RNA, 1557 nt
Organism: Coccomyxa subellipsoidea C-169
Lineage: Eukaryota; Viridiplantae; Chlorophyta; Trebouxiophyceae; Coccomyxaceae
Exons: 11
Coding region: 1-1557 (518 amino acids)
Molecular function (GO): protein binding
Source: RefSeq, a predicted model, not a curated record